AUGGAAAAUAAACUCCAAUUUUUUGUUCUUUUCAUCAUCUUAAUAAUUCUCCAGUUCCAACAAGUAACCCCUAAUGAAGGUGGCCAAAAUGUUGCACAAGAUUAUCCAGAAAAACCAGUCCUUAACAAGUUUCUGAUGGACACAGUUUCUCUACUCAGAAAAUCCCAAGAAAGUACAUGGGAGAAAAUCAAAAUCGUCAUUCAUGAUCUUCAGAUGCAGUUUUCACCACCAAAUUUAGAUUUUAGGGGUGUGGGAAAGGGUGGUGUAAAAGAAGCAGUUGAGAAGAGUUUUGACAAAAGCAAAGAAUCAGUGGAAGAAACUGCUAAAUCAGCCGCUGAAUUUGUUGGAGAAGCAAUUCAUAAGAGAACAGAAAAGGUGAACGAGAAUGCUGACUAUGAUAUGGAUACUAAAGAUGAACUUUGA
This is a messenger RNA of Lathyrus sativus (Indian pea), 423 nucleotides long. The record is from the annotation of a GenBank genome assembly. Lineage: Eukaryota; Viridiplantae; Streptophyta; Magnoliopsida; Fabales; Fabaceae.